This is a messenger RNA of Penicillium crustosum, 264 nucleotides long. RefSeq lists its product as uncharacterized. The transcript has a single exon. Lineage: Eukaryota; Fungi; Ascomycota; Eurotiomycetes; Eurotiales; Aspergillaceae. The record is from RefSeq and is a predicted model, not a curated record. Bases 1 to 264 code for a protein of 87 amino acids.
AUGCAGGAUAUCUUAGACUCUGUCCUCACCCAUGAUAAUGAGGCGGGGUUUGUGCGACUUAUUCGAAGGGACUGGGAGGAGUAUGACCCGUACAAUCAAGGGGAAAGGGUUGGGGAUGAGCAUGAAGCGAUGGAAGGGCGUACUUUGGAAGAUAUGAGGUGGAUAAAGGUCCCGUUCAAUGGCAUGAUGGUUGUUCCUGACUAUUAUUUACGUGGAAAUAGUUGGGAGACGGAGCAUCGCCGUCCGCCCGAGAUUGCUUGUUAG